CACACACAUCACUAUAAAUACUUACUUCCCAUUUCCUCUCUGUUCCUCAUCAUCAAACCGUUUCUUUUCUUGUCUACAUUUUACAGUAUGCACACAAAUAUUGGAUCUCUUGACACCUCGAACCCCACUUUCAGUGACAUGUGCUCAUCAUCAAUCAUCAGCUCACCUGACUCCACUCUCGCCCGUCACUUAGCUCGUCGUCUUGUUCAAAUUGGUGUCACUGAUGUUUUUUCCGUUCCUGGUGACUUUAACCUUACGCUUCUUGAUCAUUUAACAGCUGAGCCUGGACUCAACCUUGUUAGGUGCUGUAACGAGCUCAAUGCCGGAUAUGCUGCCGAUGGUUAUGCGCGAUCUCGUGGAGUUGGUGCUUGUGUUGUUACGUUCACUGUUGGCGGUUUAAGUGUUUUGAAUGCUAUCGCCGGUGCUUAUGGUGAAAACUUACCUGUUAUUUGUAUUGUCGGUGGCCCUAACUCUAAUGAUUAUAAUAAGAGUUUGCAUCAUGCCAUUGGUUUGCCUGAUUUUAGUCAGGAGUUGAGGUGUUUUCACUCUUUUCAGCCUCUUACUUGCUUUCAGGCAGUGGUGAACAAUUUGGAAGAUGCGCAUGAUCUGAUUGAUACUGCAAUAACAACUGCUUUGAGAGAAAGCAAGCCUGCUUAUAUUAGUGUUAGCUGUAACUUGCCUGCUAUUCCUCAUCCUACUUUUGGCCGAGAGCCGGUUCCGUUUUCGCUCUCUCCCAGAUUCAGCAAUGAAACGGGUUUGGAGGCUGCAGUAAAAGCAGCAGCAGAGUUUUUGAACAAAGCAGCGAAACCAGUGUUGGUUGCUGGGCCGAAACUGCGGGUUGCAAAAGCAUGUGAAGCUUUUUCUGAGUUAGCUGAUGCUUGUGGCUACGCUUGGGCCGUGAUGCCGUCAGCUAAAGGACUCGUGCCGGAGCACCAUCCUCAUUUCAUUGGAACUUACAGGGGUGCCAUGAGCACUGCUUUCUGUGCUGAAAUUGUGGAAUCUUCCGAUGCUUACUUGUUUGCCGGACCUAUUUUCAAUGACUAUAGCUCUGCUGGAUAUUCUCUCCUUCUUAAAAGAGAGAAGGCCAUCAUUGUUCAGCCUGAUCGAGUGGUGAUUGCCUACGGCCCUGCAUUUGGAUGUGUUCUGAUGAAGGAUUUUCUUAAGGCUCUUGCGAAAAGGCUCAAGCCGAAUAAUACUGCUCAUGAGAAUUAUCGUAGCAUUUAUGUUCCUGAAGGCCAGCCUUUGAAAAGUGAACCUAAAGAACCAUUGAGAGUCAAUGUUCUGUUCCAGCAUGUACAGAAAAUGCUGUCUAGUGAAACUGCUGUCAUUGCUGAGACCGAAGACUCAUGGUUUAACUGCCAGAAGCUCAAAUUGCCUAGGGGAUGCGGAUAUGAGUUCCAAAUGCAGCAUGGAUUAAUUGGUUGGUCAGUCGGGGCAACUCUUGGCUACGCUCGAGCUGUGCCAGAGAAACGCGUGAUCGCCUGUAUUGGUGAUGGUAGCUUUCAGGUGACUGCACAAGAUGUGUCGACAAUGCUGCAAUGUGGGCAGAAAACGAUCAUCUUCUUGAUAAACAAUGGGGGAUACACCAUCGAAUUCGAGAAUCACGAUGGUCCUUACAAUGUGAUCAAGAACUGGAACUACACCGGCUUGGUUGAUGCUAUCCACAAUGGUGAAGGCAAAUGCUGGACAACCAAGGUUCGAUUCGAGGAAGAGCUAAUCGAAGCAAUUGAGAAUGCGACAGAGUCGAAGAAAGAUUGUUUGUGCUUCAUUGAAGUUGUAGUUCAUAAGGAUGAUACCAGCAAAGAACUGUUGGAAUGAGGCUCCAGAGUCUCCGCUGCCAAUAGCGGCCCGCCGAAUCCUCAGUAGACUGCAUAUCUAAAACUGUUUCCAGUAGGUUGAAGUCAUUUUGAGUUUGUGAUCUUUGUACCAAUUUGCCUAAAAAAGAAAAUGAAAGUUGUUGUAAUCACUAAGUUUUAAAAUUAGUUUUGUAUUUAUAAAUUAAGAUAAAGUUCGUGUAUUAAUUUGUAAUAAAAACAAAUUUUAGAAUAAAAAAGUUAAAAUACUAA
Mercurialis annua (annual mercury) is the source of this 2066-nucleotide messenger RNA. RefSeq names its product pyruvate decarboxylase 1-like. The record is from RefSeq and is a predicted model, not a curated record. Gene Ontology annotation, molecular function: carboxy-lyase activity; thiamine pyrophosphate binding; magnesium ion binding. The transcript has 6 exons. NCBI's taxonomy places the organism in Eukaryota, Viridiplantae, Streptophyta, Magnoliopsida, Malpighiales, Euphorbiaceae. The coding region runs from base 88 to 1818 and encodes 576 amino acids.